CAUCCUCGGGCUUGGACACCUAAAAAGAAUAUAGAUGCCUUGCUCCUGCAGUCUCGGCUGGUAAGAAAUGGCUACCUAACCUUAUCUCAUGCAGGGGGACACCCUUCAAAACCCGAGGAGAUGACGAUGAAAAUAGCGCGUGCCUCUCCCCGCCCACAGCAGAAGCAGGUUGCGUAACUCUCUCAUUUGCUGCUGUGCGCUUCUCAUCUCCAUCACAGCAGUGCGGACAGGAUGGAGGCCCUGUUAAAUGAGUGGCUUUGGCAGGAAGAGUACUGGCUUCCUCCUGGCAUCCGCUGGCAGGACAUUGAGACGAAGGAAGACAAGGGUCGUUUCCCUCUACCCAGGGAUCUCAUCUACACCUUGCCACUGGCUUUUGCCUUUAUAGCCCUCAGAAUUGUCUUUGAGAGGCUCAUCGCCGUUCCAUUAAGCAAACAUUUUAAGGUGAAGGACCGGAUUAGGAUUCAAGCCGCUUCCAUCCCAAAGCUGGAGACCUUCUACAAACAGAACAGUGCGCAACCAUUGCAAAGUGACGUGGUGAGCUUGAGUAAGCAGUGUGGACUUUCCCAGAGAAAGAUCCAGACCUGGUUCAGACAUAGAAGGCACCAGGACCGACCAAGCAACACCAAAAAGUUCUGCGAGGCCUCCUGGCGUUUUGUCUUCUACCUCGCGUCGUUCACUGCGGGGCUCGGCUCUUUAAUUAAUACUCCGUGGUUCUGGGAUCACAGAGAGUGUUGGAGGGGUUAUCCCAAGCAGCCCGUGGCCGAGGCUCAUUACUGGUAUUACAUGUUGGAAAUGGGCUUCUAUUUGUCGCUGCUUCUGUGCGUCUCUGUGGACAUCAAGCGAAAAGACUUCAAGGAGCAGGUCAUUCAUCACAUUGCCACCAUAUUCCUCAUCGGCUUCUCCUACUGUGCCAACUACGUGAGGGUUGGCACGCUGGUGAUGCUGGUGCACGAUUCUUCUGACUUUCUUCUCGAGUCUGCCAAGAUGCUUCACUAUGCUGGCUGGACGAAGACGUGCGACUCGCUGUUUGUCAUCUUCUCUCUGGUCUUCUUGGUGACGAGGCUGGUGGUGUUUCCAUGCAGAGUGAUCCACACAACCUUGGUGGUGUCUGUAGAAUUCUUCCAGCCCUUCUUUGGUUAUUAUUUCUUCAACGCCCUUCUGUUAGUGCUGCAAGCCUUGCACAUCUUCUGGGCUAAUCUCAUCCUGCGCAUGGUCUACAAAUUUGUGUUCCUGGGAAAGGUGGAGCGUGACGAACGUAGCGAUGAGGAAAGUGAGGUGGACAAUGAAGAGGAGGAGGCUGAGGAAGAAGAGGACGAGUGCAGCUGGGAGCAAAGAAAGGGCGCAAUCAACUCCAAACUGGCAUCAUUGGCUAACAACUGUGUCCUGAACAACCUGACCAACCAGAGGAACAUAAACAGCAGACUGCCCAAAGCCAGAUAGUGGCGCAACCUCCUUACACGUCAAACAAGUCUUACCAGAAGAUUGUAUUAUUUACCCUUUCUGCCUAUUGGUGAUUACUGAUUAACUAAUUUUUGACAUAUGAUACACACACAUGGCUUGUGUACAUUCCACUGAUGAUUUCAGACAAGGGUUGGUCUGCAUCUUGCUUAUCUUCAAAAAAAGAAGGUGAAGAAGUACAGAUGAUUGUAAAUCUGCUCUCCCAUUGUGGGAUUAGGAAGAAACGCCAUCAUUACUGUUACCCAUACCACUGCAUACUGGUAAAAUAUCUAUGACAAAACAAGGAGUGAAAUUUCCUGGGCAACAAAUGAUAUGUGUUUUUGCAUAUUUUGUAUUUAUGCUGUUUGUUUUCAUUGUAUUAUAAUUACUAGUUUGUAAAUACAUAAGGAUACAAGUUGCCGACCUGUGCUAUAAUGCAUUUAUCCUUUCUUUGGUCAACAAGGAAAACAAAAUGUGUUUUACACAAAUUCAAACUGUUCUAAUCUAAAAUAAUAUGUUUAAGACAGAGCAAACCUAAGCUAGAAUGUAAUAGUAAUUCACUCUCCUUGCUUUGCUUCCACAUACACGGUACGUUUGAUUGAACAUAGGCUAUUAAAGACUAUUGAUUCUAGUAUAUCUGUUGAUUAACCACUUCAUUUAUCUGUUUUUUUAUGUACAGGUAAAUUUUAUGUUGUUGCAAUUUGUGACCGAAUCUAAAAGGCUACCGCAGAAGUCCCUUAAAGUUAUAUAUUUUCUGUGAAAGGAUUUGAUUUAGGUUUAAGCUCACUUCUUAGAAGAAAUAUGGUGCCCUCUGGUGCAAAAAGAAGAAUGUAUCCUUGUAGAGAAAGUACUCUCCAUGUCUGACAAAAAUGAUGCCUUUACAAAAAGAGGUGACGGCUCCUAAAAAUAUGGACCUAAACCACA
Etheostoma cragini (Arkansas darter) is the source of this 2361-nucleotide messenger RNA. Its product is annotated as ceramide synthase 2-like. Gene Ontology annotation, molecular function: DNA binding; DNA-binding transcription factor activity, RNA polymerase II-specific; sphingosine N-acyltransferase activity. Gene Ontology annotation, biological process: regulation of DNA-templated transcription; ceramide biosynthetic process. The record is from RefSeq and is a predicted model, not a curated record. Gene Ontology annotation, cellular component: membrane. NCBI's taxonomy places the organism in Eukaryota, Metazoa, Chordata, Actinopteri, Perciformes, Percidae. The transcript is spliced from 11 exons. Bases 232 to 1440 code for a protein of 402 amino acids.